Cucurbita moschata (crookneck pumpkin) is the source of this 2176-nucleotide messenger RNA. RefSeq names its product glutamyl-tRNA(Gln) amidotransferase subunit B, chloroplastic/mitochondrial-like. The coding region runs from base 188 to 1831 and encodes 547 amino acids. The transcript is spliced from 9 exons. Gene Ontology annotation, molecular function: glutaminyl-tRNA synthase (glutamine-hydrolyzing) activity. Gene Ontology annotation, biological process: glutaminyl-tRNAGln biosynthesis via transamidation; mitochondrial translation. The record is from RefSeq and is a predicted model, not a curated record. NCBI's taxonomy places the organism in Eukaryota, Viridiplantae, Streptophyta, Magnoliopsida, Cucurbitales, Cucurbitaceae.
CGAACUCAUGGUGGUAACUGGGUGGCUCCUUGGAAUUUCAGUGAGAAGCCGUAAGAUAGGGUGGCCGAUGUUUCUUUAAGAGAAGCACCCACGUCGAACUGCGGAAGUUGAUCGCGCCGGCGGCAGAUUUUCAUUUGGCUGUGUUCUUGAACUGUUUGAUGCUGGAAGAAGAUUAGGCACUACAGAAAUGGCAUUUGCAGCACUGCGAUGCAUUCGAUCUCAAUCUUUGUUGCUUCACCCUGCUGCUUUGUUUACUCAAAGGAGGAGAGUUUUGUAUUUUUCUGUGAAAGCCUCGCAAUCCCAAACAGCAACUCAAGAAAAGAAAAGGCCUACAGCGAUUUCACCACAUUUUGAUAAACAGAUUAUUGAUCAAAUUUCCAAGAACUAUGAAGCAAUUAUUGGUAUUGAAACCCAUGUCCAGCUCUCCACUUUCACCAAGGCCUUCUGUAGCUGUCCUUACAAUUAUGGUUCUUCCCCAAACACUAAUAUCUGCCCCAUUUGUAUGGGGCUUCCAGGUGCCUUGCCUGUUUUGAACUCAAAAGUGAUUGAGUUUGCGGUGAAGUUGGGUCUUGCACUAAACUGCAGGUUAUCUUUCAACUCAAAAUUUGAUAGGAAACAGUACUUUUACCCUGACCUUCCUAAGGGCUACCAAAUCUCUCAAUUUGAUAUUCCAAUUGCGAGCGGCGGUUAUAUUGAUCUUGAUCUUCCUCUCGAGUAUGGUGGCGGGCAUAGGCGGUUUGGUAUCACCAGGGUUCACAUGGAAGAGGAUGCAGGAAAGCUGCUUCACUCUGAAAGUGGAAGCUACUCUCAGGUUGACUUAAACAGAGCAGGAGUCCCUUUGCUUGAGAUUGUUUCUGAACCUGACAUGAGAACUGGGAUUGAGGCUGCGGAGUAUGCUGCAGAAUUGCAGAAGUUGGUUCGAUAUUUGGGUGUAAGUAAUGGAAACAUGCAAGAAGGUUCGCUUCGGUGUGAUGUGAAUGUCUCGGUUCGUCCUAUUGGGCAGUCACAGUUUGGAACAAAGGUGGAGAUAAAAAACUUGAACUCAUUUUCAUCAGUGAGCAGAGCAAUUGAUUUUGAAAUUUCAAGACAAGUGCUUCUCCAUAGUCAAGGCCAAAGUGAUCAAAUUAUACAGGAAACCAGACUCUGGGAAGAAGGCGCUCAGAAAACAAUUACAAUGAGGAAAAAGGAAGGACUUUCUGAUUAUCGAUAUUUUCCAGAGCCUGAUCUUCCAGAAGUCAUCCUCACAAAAGAAUACGUUGAGAAUAUCGGUGAUUCUUUGCCUGAACUUCCCGAAACGAAGCGUAGAAGAUACGAGAGUAUGGGACUGAGCAUGCAGGACGUGCUUUUCCUGGCAAAUGACAUUAGUGUGGCUGAGUUUUUUGAUGCAACUAUUGCAAAGGGGGCCGAAGUGAAGCUGGCUGCGAAUUGGAUAAUGGGUGAUAUUGCUGCCUACAUGAAAAAUGAGAAGUUGGCUAUAAAUGACAUAAAGCUCACUCCCCAAGAGCUUGCUGAAUUGAUCGCUUCGAUAAAAAGCGGUACUAUUAGCGGAAAGAUCGGGAAAGAGAUUCUUUUCGAGUUGCUAGCUAAAGGUGGAACUGUAAAGGGGAUGAUUAAAGAGAAGGAUUUGGUUCAGAUUGCAGAUCCUGCUGAGAUAGAAAGAAUGGUGGACAAAGUAUUGGCAGAGAAUCCGAAGCAGCUCGAGCAAUAUCGCGGUGGCAAAACCAAGCUGCAAGGCUUUUUUGCUGGCCAGGUAAUGAAAGCAUCCAAAGGUAAAGCAAAUCCUGGGCUUCUAAACAAGAUCCUCCUUGAGAAACUGAAUGCCAAAAGCUGAUGAUUUUGUUCAACGGGUACGUAUAAUGCGUCGAGUUGCUCGAGCCGACGGUUAGUGUGUAAAAUAUUGAACCAGAAUUUGAUCUUCUUCUUUCCUUCAAGGUCUUCAGUAUGAAGAGGAACAGGGAGAGCUGCAGAAUUGCUUCAACGCUGAUAAAUUUUUGCUGAAAUUUCCUCUGAUGAAUUUUUUUUAGAAUAAAAUAUAAUUUUUUGCAUUUUUUUUACUAUUUUAAAUGUAGAAACGUGUCGGUGUCACUUGGAUCGAAAGAGCUAACCCUUCAUUCAAACGCUCACUUAUUAUCCCUUAUUUUCUUAGUGAAAGAUUGGAAAAGACAUCUCUUCAUCA